AUGAUACUAAUUCUUAAUGAACAUUUUCCGCUCCGUUCUAUUGCAGAAAUGGGCGUCUUGCCUGAAAUAUCCAAAGCCGUUCAAGAAAUGGAUUGGAUCCUUCCCACUGACAUUCAGGGAGAAGCUGUUCCCUUGAUUCUUGGCGGAGGUGAUGUAAUCAUGGCCGCUGAGACAGGAAGUGGUAAAACCGGCGCUUUCUGCAUUCCUGUCAUUCAAAUUGUCUAUGAAACCCUUAAAGAACUAGAAAAUGGCAGUGGCAGUAAUUCAAAGAUGAAGAAUAAGCCAACGAUGUUUUCAAAGCCAGUGCACUUGAACAUAUUUGAUAGGACAGCUAGCUUUGCAAUUGACCCCAAUGGAAUGCUCUGUCAAAGUCGUGACCCAAAUGGUUGGCAUGGUGCAAGAGCAACAAAAGGUGUCAGAAAUUCUGGCAAGUACUACUAUGAGGCACGAAUAACAGACGAUGGUUUAUGUCGAGUGGGUUGGUCUACUGCUCUAGCUUGUCAUGAUAUUGGAACAGAUAGUGAUAGCUACGGUUUCGGUGGUACUGGAAAGAAAUCUCAUCGUCGUCAAUUUGAUGAUUAUGGUGAAUCUUUCACUGUCAAUGAUGUCAUCGGUUGCUACCUUGAUCUUGACAACCGAACUAUUAGUUGGUCAAAAAAUGGAAAGCGGUUCCCAAAGGCAUUUGAUUUACCUCAGAGCCACGUCUCUGCAGGACUUUUUCCAUCAGUUAGUUUGAAAAAUGCCGAAUUGUUGCUGAAUUUCGGCGAAUCUGCUUUCGAUUAUCCUCCAAAAGACACAUUCAUCGCUUUAGGUUCUGCUGAUGCAAAAAAUUUGGUUCUAACUCCUCGUACAACUUCACAAUCGACAGGAUCAACAGUUCGUGGGUCAAAACACCCCUUAGCGCUCAUCAUGGAGCCAUCUCGGGAGUUGGCUCAGCAAACCUACGACCAGAUACUUCUCUUUAAGAAGCACUUAAAUGAUCCCAGCCCUCGUGUUAAACUCAUAAUUGGUGGAGAUGGUGGGAGGAAAGACCAAGAUGGCUCAGGGGUAUUUUUACAUUUUAUUAUUCCAUUACCACUUCCAAUCGUCUCUGCUAAUUCUAGUUUGAUUAUUAAUGCAUUAUGGUUUUUUGGUUCACAGGUGGAUAUAGUUGUUGCCACUCCUGGUCGAUUAGAUGAUAUGGUCUCUACGGGUGCCUUAUCACUCUCCCAUUGUCGUUUCUUCAUUCUGGACGAAUGUGAUGGCCUUUUGAGCGCAGGAAAUGGGCAGCUCAUUCAUCGCCUCUACAACAAAUGCCCCAAGGUUACUCCUGAUGGACUGCAUCGCCUUCAGAUGAUUGUCUGUUCGGCCACUCUACAUUCCUUUGAGGUUAAAAAGCUGGCUAAUCAACUAAUGUAUUUCCCUCAAUGGGUCGAUUUGAAGGGUCAGGACAGCGUUCCAGAGACUGUUCACCACGUUAUCUGUCAAGUUGACCCUCACCAGGACACCUCCUGGAAGCAAAUGCUGGGCAGCGGCGUCGGUCACAUACACACUGAUGGUGUUCACAUGAGAGAUAAACUCAAUGCCAACUACGAGACUCCUGAAUUACUUUCUGAGGCCGUCAAAUUGCUCAAAGGCAAGUACGUGGUACGAGCCAUUGAACAACAGAAGAUGGACCGUGCUCUCAUCUUCUGUCGCACGAAAUUGGACUGUGAUAACCUCGAGCAGUUUUUUAUCUCCUUGGGUGGUGGGCCUACCAAAGCUCAUGGUCAAUUCAGCUGCGUCUGUCUCCAUAGUGAUCGCAACCCUAUGGAGAGAAAGGCGAAUCUACAAAAGUUCAAGAAUGGAGAAGUAAAUUUCCUCAUUUGUACUGAUGUUGCUGCUCGUGGUAUUGAUAUAACCGGACUGCCAUAUGAUAAUGAUAGGCAACUUUAA
Molecule: messenger RNA, 1914 nt
Organism: Rodentolepis nana
Lineage: Eukaryota; Metazoa; Platyhelminthes; Cestoda; Cyclophyllidea; Hymenolepididae
Source: the annotation of a GenBank genome assembly